Messenger RNA from Didymodactylos carnosus, 576 nucleotides. NCBI's taxonomy places the organism in Eukaryota, Metazoa, Rotifera, Eurotatoria, Philodinida, Philodinidae. The record is from the annotation of a GenBank genome assembly.
AUGGAAAUAAUAAGAGGAUUUGUUGAACAAUUAAACGAAAUUGAAAUUCUUCAAUCUUUCUAUUCUUUACCUGGCGAAUUUGUAAUAGAUGAUUUGAUAGCAUUUGAUGAAGCAAAUGCUUUUGUUAGUGGAAAAAUAAAAUCUAUAGAACGAAAAGUCAGUUUUAUUAUCAAACUAAAUAUUGAUGAUCAGUUUACUGAACAUAUUGAAGAAUGCGGUGAAAAACGAACUAUAGAAUUACAAAUUGCAUAUCCUUCACAGUAUCCAUUACUGUCGCCUGAUGUUUGUCUUCAGCAAUUAAUAACAAAACAAAGUCGACUAUGGAUAUAUAGUCAUCAUAUUUAUAAUAUUGCAAAACGACGUCAUAUCGUUAAUUGGGAAAAUGAAUUACGAUUAUGUGGAUUUUCAUUACCGAGUAAGCCUGGUAAUAAUAUUAUGAUUGAAGGAGAUGAUAUAGAUGUAAAUACGUUCUGGUCUCGUCUUCGCUCAUUACAAUGGAAACGUUUACAAAUUAAAGAAAAAGAAGAUAUCGAAAACGAUGAUAAAAAAUUUGAUAAUUUUGAAGAACUCUCGUGA